AUGAUCUCCGAGAGAAUAGGAAACAAUUCACUAUGGUUCUCCGUUCGAUCGGCAUUCGUUCGGAAACCGCUUAUCUGUAAUGAGUUCCUGCCGAUUGACAUGUUCACAGAACUUUGCCCAGAGCGUAUCGUUUCCGAUUGCGAUAAUGACGUGUCCAUCCGCAGAGACAAACGCUUCAAACGGUGUAAUUGCGGGGUGUCUUGCCCCCAAGGGUUUAGGCGGUUCGCCCGUAGCAAAAUAGCGGACAACGGCGUUUUCCAAGACAGCAACAAGACUAUCUAACAUGGCAACAUCGACAAACUGUCCACUCCCUGUCCGAUUCCGAUGGUGCAAUGCGGAAAGGACACCGAUUGUCGUGAAGAGGGCAGCCGUGAUGUCGCUA
Messenger RNA from Geodia barretti, 382 nucleotides. The record is from the annotation of a GenBank genome assembly. NCBI's taxonomy places the organism in Eukaryota, Metazoa, Porifera, Demospongiae, Tetractinellida, Geodiidae.